Bufo bufo (common toad) is the source of this 1539-nucleotide messenger RNA. Its product is annotated as deoxynucleoside triphosphate triphosphohydrolase SAMHD1-like. Lineage: Eukaryota; Metazoa; Chordata; Amphibia; Anura; Bufonidae. The transcript has 14 exons. Gene Ontology annotation, molecular function: dGTPase activity. Gene Ontology annotation, cellular component: nucleus. Bases 241 to 1314 code for a protein of 357 amino acids. Gene Ontology annotation, biological process: dGTP catabolic process; regulation of innate immune response; defense response to virus. The record is from RefSeq and is a predicted model, not a curated record.
CAGCGUCUGCGGUAUAUUAAACAGUUGGGUGGCGCAUAUUAUGUGUAUCCAGGAGCCUCCCACAACAGAUUUGAGCACUCCAUUGGUGUGGCUUACCUGGCAGGAUGCCUCGUAAAGGAGCUACAGAAGAAGCAGCCAAAGCUGAAGAUAAAUGAACAAGAUGUUUUGUGCGUCCAGAUUGCAGGCCUGUGCCAUGACUUGGGUCACGGACCAUUUUCUCAUUUGUUUGAUAGAAUAUUCAUGCCUUUAGCCGCUCCAGACAAACACUUUGAGCAUGAAAACGCUUCUGUACUUAUGCUGGAAGAUCUCAUACUAUCCAAGGAAGGAUUUAUUAUGAACAUGAUGAAGGAUUAUGGCCUGAUGAGUGACUUGCCUGAUAAUGUUAAAUCUGAAGAUUUAAACUUGUCUAAGGAUUUUAUAUUUAUCAAGGAGAUGAUAGUUGGAUGUCCGGAGCGGCCUGAAGGACGUGGAGAAGAGAAACGUUUUCUUUAUGAGAUUGUGGCCAAUAAAAUAACUGGCAUUGAUGUGGACAAAAUGGAUUACUUUGCCAGGGAUUGUCAUCAUCUGGGAAUGCAAAAUAACUUUGAUUACAAGCGAUUUCUUGAAUUUGCCAGAGUCUGUGACACUCCUGAUGGGAAGCACAUUUGUAUUAGAGACAAGGAAGUCUGGAAUAUGUAUGAUCUUUUCUACACUCGGUACAGUCUGCACCAAAGGGCAUACCAGCAUAAAGUUGUUAAGGGCAUUGAAAUAAUGAUUGCCGAAGCUUUCUUGAAAGCCGAUCCACAUAUAAAGAUUAAAGGAUCAGAUGGGAAGUACUAUACAAUCUCUGGCUCAGUGGAUGACAUGGUUGCCUAUACUAAACUCACAGAUAACAUCUUUCAGGAGAUUCUACAAUCCACUGAUGAUGCCAUGGAGCCUGCCAGAGAUAUACUGAAAAGAUUAGAGCGCAGAGAACUGUAUGCGUUUGUGGGACAGACAAAGCCAAAAGACAAAGUUGAUAUCAAAGAGGAGGACUGUCUCGAACAACUGGCAAAGCACGGGGGGCUUACGUCAGAAGAUUUCAGAGUGCUUAUUAUUAGUAUGGAUUAUGGAAGCAAAGAUCAGAAUCCAGUAUCAAAGCUGUGGUUUUACCAGAAGACAGCAACAGACGUUGGUGUAAAAAUCCCACAAGACCAGGUUUCACUGAUGCUCCCAGGAGUAUUUCAAGAGAAGUUUAUUCGUGUCUACUGUACUGAUAAGAGUCGUUGGGAGGCUGCUAAGAAUUGUUUUAAGGAGUGGUGCGAUAGAGAAGGGUUCGAAAUAUCAGAACGCUGAGAAGAUUCAUAUUUGACACUGCUGAACUUCACACGGAUUGCCUAAAGACGACUGCAGCAGCUUAUUAUCUUCACUUACUUAAUUACACAUAGUUCAGCACUUGUAUCAAGUAGAUACUCUACAGUCUACAUAGUUUAAAGGGGUUGUCCCACGAAAUAUAUUCUAUAGUUUUCACCUAGAUCUGAAUAAUUUUGCAUUUAAUCACAUAUAAUGAAAAUGUUUGCA